UGUGACCGCGCUUCCGUGUGCAGCCGGAUAUCUUUGCAUCUUGUGUACCGUCGACGUUUGGCGGAGCAACCCUGUGCAGUGUAACAGAUUCUUCCAAAUCGUUGAACGGCUUUUGACAUAUAAUCAUGCCUGCAUUCCCGGAGCUGUAUUUUAAUGUGGAUAAUGGCUAUUUAGAGGGGCUGGUGAGAGGCUUCAAGGCUGGAAUCCUUUCGCAGGGCGACUAUCUCAACCUAGUCCAGUGCGAAACCUUGGAAGAUUUGAAGCUGCACCUCCAGAGCACGGACUAUGGGAGUUUCCUAGCUAACGAGGCCUCGCCUCUCACCGUCUCCGUUAUUGAUGACAAGCUGAAAGAAAAAAUGGUUGUGGAGUUUCGUCACAUGAGGAACCAGUCCUAUGAGCCACUUGCUAGUUUUAUGGAUUUCAUCACGUACAGUUACAUGAUUGAUAAUGUCAUCCUUCUGAUCACGGGCACUCUGCACCAGCGUGCCAUCUCUGAGCUGGUACCCAAGUGCCAUCCGCUGGGCAGCUUUGAACAGAUGGAGGCUGUCAACAUUGCCCAAACACCAGCUGAGCUCUACAAUGCCAUCCUGGUCGACACCCCACUUGCUGCAUUCUUUCAGGAUUGCAUAUCUGAGCAGGACUUGGAUGAAAUGAACAUUGAAAUUAUAAGAAAUACCCUCUACAAGGCAUAUUUGGAAUCUUUCUACAAGUUCUGCACUUCACUGGGCGGAACCACGGCAGACACUAUGUGUCCCAUUCUGGAAUUUGAGGCGGACAGGAGGGCGUUCAUCAUCACCAUUAACUCCUUUGGCACUGAGCUGUCCAAAGAGGACAGGGCCAAGCUCUUCCCCCACUGUGGCAAGCUGCACCCUGAGGGGCUGGCUCAGCUGGCCCGUGCCGACGAUUAUGAGCAAGUCAAAGCCGUGGCUGAUUACUACCCCGAAUACAAGCUCCUCUUUGAGGGAGCUGGCAGCAACCCAGGAGAUAAAACACUUGAAGACAGAUUUUUUGAACACGAGGUGAAGCUGAACAAGCUAGCAUUCCUGAACCAGUUUCACUUCAGUGUCUUCUACGCUUAUGUCAAACUGAAGGAACAAGAAUGCAGGAACAUCGUGUGGAUUGCAGAGUGCAUUGCCCAGAGACACCGUGCUAAGAUUGACAAUUAUAUCCCCAUCUUCUAAUCUCCCACCACACCCACUCUACAUCCUACAUAUUCUGUGUGGUGGUCAGUGAGUUCUUCAGUGUCUGGAUAUUUUGCUGAGAGCAAGAAAAUUUAUUUUUUCAUUGACAUCUUUUGUUUUCUCAUGCCUAAAUUAAAACACUAAAUAACUCGUUUCCUUCCUGCAGCUGUGAAAUCUUGACAGAUUUACAACAUUGUAAGCGUAGGCAUUAUGAUUUCUCUUCUUUUGUUGAAAAUGAAAUGAAAGGCAUUGUGCCUGUAAUGGAGCAUUUAUUUAUUUGUGUUUUGAUGUAUGUUUCAAGUACCCUUUGCUUCAUAAAAACUGUACUGCUUUUGUUCUUACCUGUAGAACCUUUAGCAAACUUCAUUACUAUUUGUUAAAGAAAGCCCAUUGUAGAAGCCCUCUGCCCUCAGUAGAAUCCACUUAAACUGGCUGUGCAGUUACACUGUAAGAACUUCUUUUUUGCCCCAUAACCUUUAUGGCUUUUUUACACCUGCUUAAAAAUAUGAGUUUCUGUGUUUAAGGUUACCUGCUAAAGGUAUGAUUGAUUACAGACCAGAUAAUGUGGGGAUAAAUAGUUUUUGGAAACUUAAGUGGUUGUCAACAAAACUGAUAAUUAUAGAUACAUUCCAUGGGAACUGCUAAUUAUAGAUAUGUAUAAUCUUGUCAUUUACAGGCAGGCAAAAACUGGUUCUUCUAAGCAUUGUGAAUUUCCUGGUGUUGAAUUCCGAUCACAUUAUUUGCAUUUACUUGCAGUAUUUUCUCCCUAAUAGAAAUCCUUUAUACCAGUGUGCAUGCAACUGUAUUUAGAAUGAUGUUUACAUUUAAAAGGUACACUUCUCAUAUUUUUAUGUUGUGGUAAUAUGAUCUUCCCCACAAAUGUGUCUUCUGUCUUGUACUCUGCAAACAAGUGUCAGGAAAAAUAGUCUAUGAUAUAAAAGAUAUUUCGGAAACAAACCAAAGAAAGCGUAACAUUAGGUGUUCAAAGGAUGCAGCUGUGUGUCUAUAAUAAAACACCUCUAGCUUGUAGUGAGUAUUCAGAUUAUCUUAUAAAAGAAGUUGUUACAGCUGUUAAACUAAAUACAAAGAGGUUUGCAUCAGUGGUUCUCAAAUGUUUUUGGGUGAUGGAUUGCUUAGCAAGUGUCAUUUUUUUGUCAAUCAGUGUUGUCAACCAGACUAUUCAAAAGCUUUUUUAUUUUUGUUCUGAUGACACAUCAGCAAAUUGAAGCCAUUUUGAUUGAGUGAAUUGACAUGAAUAUGAAGGACAGAUAAAUUUUAUGUUCACCAACAUUAGCUCAAAGCUGUAAAGUUGAAACUGUAAACAGUGCUAAUUUGCAGCAUGAAGCAGGCAAGUCAUGGCAAUUGUGCAAGUCAGACUAGGCCAUUGCACCGGAUUCACUUCCUUGUUUUCAUACUGAUGGAAAAUCCGACUUCAAUUUUUUUGUCAUUAGAAACUAUAUUGGGAACAUCAGAGAGCAGGUGUCUGUGAGCAUAGCAUAUGCUGACUAUGCGAAUCCAACUCAGUUUAAUUUUUCUUGCUAAAACUCAUCUUCGGCCGUGUAUUGUCUGUCUGGAUAAAAUGAAUUUCUAGCUAGCUAUAAUACACAGCUAGCUAAUGAACUGGCAAUUUAUCUAGCUGCCAAGUGAUACAAUAAUUAGCUAGCUGGCAAACCAGUUAUUGUUAUGUAGGGAAACCCUUUCACUGUAGGCUAUUCUCUGUUUUUUCAAUGCCA
Messenger RNA from Megalops cyprinoides (Indo-Pacific tarpon), 2914 nucleotides. RefSeq names its product V-type proton ATPase subunit d 1. Gene Ontology annotation, cellular component: proton-transporting V-type ATPase, V0 domain; vacuolar proton-transporting V-type ATPase complex; lysosomal membrane. The coding region runs from base 126 to 1181 and encodes 351 amino acids. The record is from RefSeq and is a predicted model, not a curated record. The transcript has 8 exons. Gene Ontology annotation, biological process: vacuolar acidification; proton transmembrane transport; vacuolar transport. Lineage: Eukaryota; Metazoa; Chordata; Actinopteri; Elopiformes; Megalopidae. Gene Ontology annotation, molecular function: proton-transporting ATPase activity, rotational mechanism.